Messenger RNA from Moneuplotes crassus, 764 nucleotides. The record is from the annotation of a GenBank genome assembly. Lineage: Eukaryota; Ciliophora; Spirotrichea; Euplotida; Euplotidae.
AUAAAAAUUUUAGGCUCCAAAAUCGGUCUCUCUCUCACAGAACAAGGGAUAACCAAAUAAUGUGGAAGAACUUGAAGAGGUCAGUCAGCUCCUUCCUUGACCCAAACAUUUCAACAGUAAAAAAGAAGCUAAACAAGCAAGAGAAGGUGCAAAAAUCUACAACCAAAAUGCAUAGCAACGAAGAUGAUUCUAUCCGCAAUCUAUUAGCAGACCUUAGGCCAUCUCUUCCCGAAAUCUCAACCAAACAAAGCCUCCAGGACACCGAAAUGAUCCAGCAUUCCAGCAGGAUGAGCUUUUUGAAAUAAUAUCGAACAAAAAGUGCAGAAAUAUACAAAACGAAUUCCUCAUGGUGAUACUUUUGACUCCUUACAAAAUAUUUCCAAAAUCAUAGACAAUGCUACAGAGAAGUUGCCUUCAAAUAUCAUUGACUACAAAAGUAUGUCUCUGAACGAGCCGUCUUUCCUCAGUAAAGUGAAGGACAACACGCUUCUUGCGCUAGAGAAGGACAUCACUAGGACCAGUAAUGCCAACAUCAGUAAAGCCGGGCAACAGAUGGGUACUAUAACCCUAGAGAACCAAGUAAAAGUUCUUCGGGAGGCUCUGACCCAGAGCAAGAGGUAUUGAAAGCAGAUAGACAUGAAGUACCGAUCUCUCUCAAAGCAGCAUAGACUUCUAAAGCAGAAGCUGAAAGUGAAGGACAAGCAGAUUGCCUUCUACCAGUCAUCCCAGAAACAGCUAUUUCCUAAGUAAUUCAACCUGGCAGA